GAGAGAUCCUUCAAAAUGACGUUGAAUGUGUGCUGACCUCUCCUGCCUAUAAAUGCUCUGUGUGACUCUUCCUGGGUACUGCCUGGAAAGAGUGCUGAUCUUCACAAUGAAGGCUCUCCUGGGAGGACUCCUGGUUCUGGCCACCUUUGUGAGGUCAUGCAGUGCCCAGUGCUACGUGAUACCCAUGGAGGGAAGUCAAGAUGACUCCCCAACUGAAUGCAAGGAUUCUGAUGGAGUCUCACACUCAAUGAACUCCAAUUGGGUGAGCAACUGUGAGGCAUGUUCUUGCAAUAGAAAUGGAAUUCAAUGCUGCAAUAUAGCUGCUAUACCUGUACAAUAUGACCAAAUCAAGUGCGAGUCCCAUUUCCAUAAGGACAACUGCAGCUACACUGUGGUGGAGCGUGAGAACCCGGGAAAACCCUGUGAAGUUCUUGCCUGGAUACUGUAACAUCCUCCACUAGGUCUGGUGUGCCCCUGCCAGGCCCCCUCUUGUGGUCUUUAACAAUCUGUAAUUGUGCAGCCCUCCUUUGCAUAAAAUCAUUCUUAAGCAAACCUUUGAA
Messenger RNA from Chinchilla lanigera (long-tailed chinchilla), 560 nucleotides. Its product is annotated as beta-microseminoprotein-like. The transcript is spliced from 4 exons. NCBI's taxonomy places the organism in Eukaryota, Metazoa, Chordata, Mammalia, Rodentia, Chinchillidae. The record is from RefSeq and is a predicted model, not a curated record. Bases 53 to 448 code for a protein of 131 amino acids.